Aethina tumida (small hive beetle) is the source of this 4301-nucleotide messenger RNA. Its product is annotated as probable serine/threonine-protein kinase DDB_G0267686. Gene Ontology annotation, biological process: tRNA wobble uridine modification. Gene Ontology annotation, molecular function: S-adenosylmethionine-dependent methyltransferase activity; tRNA binding. The record is from RefSeq and is a predicted model, not a curated record. NCBI's taxonomy places the organism in Eukaryota, Metazoa, Arthropoda, Insecta, Coleoptera, Nitidulidae. Bases 298 to 4191 code for a protein of 1297 amino acids. Gene Ontology annotation, cellular component: nucleus; cytoplasm. The transcript is spliced from 16 exons.
UCCGCAAAAUAUGUUCGAGUGUUCGCACGGUUCCUGUGUGACGGGAUAACACCCCUCGUUUUUGCCGUUCGACCGUCGCGACGCCCCGCACCAUAGAGCCGAGACACUCGUUAACCGUAACGCCGAUGUGUCAGCACCGCCGAUGCCACAGUGGACUGGCCAGUUACGUUUUUCGGUCAACGCAGUGAUCUAUUUUUUUAUAUUGAAAGAAUGAGUGCCUAUGGAUACCGUCGCAGCAAGGCAACAUGACAAAGGACGUAAUAGACGUAGAGAAGCGGACAUGACAUAAGACCAAUCAUGUCAUCAAAUGAGAAAACAGCAAGAAGUCUCGCUUUGGAGCAAACAUACGUCCAUGAAGUCUACGAACAACUCGAUCCGGAAGGACUUCACAAUGAACCGUGGCCAAAAGUAGCAAAUUUUUUAGAGGAACUCGAACCUGGCUCCAUAGUAUGUGAUAUAGGAUGUGGUAACGGAAAAUAUCUCAAUAUUAAUAAAUCAAUAUUUAACAUUGGGGCUGAACGGUCUUUCAAAUUAAGUAAUAUCGUUAGAGAAAAACAAAAUGAGGUUAUAAUACUAGAUAAUUUAUCUUUGCCUUUUCGCGACGAGAGUUUAGAUGCAGUUAUUUCCAUUGCUGUGAUUCACCAUUUUGCUUCAACGGAGCGACGAGUAUGUGCCCUUCAAGAACUAUCUAGAGUACUUAGGAUAGGUGGAAAACUUAUUAUAUCGGCCUGGGCUAUGGAACAGAGCCACAGAAAAUUCGAAACCCAAGACGUUUUAGUACCGUGGCAUUUGCCAAAACAGAUGAUAAACACCAAUUUUAGGAUGAAUAAGGAAAUAUCCGACUAUGAUGUGUUGAGUGUGUACAAUGCCACAUACUAUAAUGCUAAUGAAGGACCAACCAAAAACUCUAGGUCGAAGGAACUGAUGAAAAAACGAAAUAGGUUUAAGAAAAGAAAGUCCAACGAUUCCGAUUCGCUCAGCACGUCUGAGACUUGCUACAGUUUCCUGCGACGGGCUCUACAAAAAUUGUCCGGGGGAAGACGCCUUGGAGUGAACAGGCCGUGGUUUUUGGAUAACUGGACAAACUGCACCAGAGUGAAUCAGCAAAAGAAAUACGACAAUGACAUGUGCGAUUGUUACGACUGCCUGGAGAACAUUCGAGAUCUACCAAUAGAACUGCGACGAAUCGACGACGCCGACGUAGAACUAGACAGGAAAUUAACAUCCUCGACAAUGUCGUCCUUCAACGACGUCUCCAUCAAAUCGAAAUCGGUCUCGAAUUUGAGACUGAACGAUACCGAAUGCAGAACUGUUUCGAAACAGUCCAGCGUGGACGAAGAGGGCAAAUCGCAGACCGAAGACGUCAGCGUUUCGAGCACGAACUCAUUGAAGAAACCGAAGCUGGUUAAACAGAAAAAGAGUAUCUGCGAUGAUGACAUGGAUGAAUUGUUAGACGAACCGAAAGACAUGAACAGUUCGUCAAACAGUCCGCCCGAAUACAAAGUGUUACAUGAUAAGUAUCAUCAGAAAGCUAGAGGUAGUGUUUUAAAGCAAAGAUCUUUAAAUGAAGAGCUUAUGUCUACUGAAAGAUUGAAGGAAAAAGAACAAUUAAAGAAGAACAUCCAAAAACAAGCUUCGUUGAAUGAAGAGUACAUUACGCAAAGACAUGUUUUUGACUCGUUAAAAGAUUCCUUUUUCACUUCGAAGGGUUUUCAUUUUAUUAAAAUGGAAUUUACUAAUAAGAUUAAAAAUUCCACCACGAAUAUUGAGAAAGUUGCAGGCUCAUCUUUGAAGAACGGUUUUGUUAGAAUAUUCCAGAAUUGGAAGAAUAGCGAUCUAAUUAGUCCAACGAUCCCCGAAAACGCAUCAAUGGACAAUUUUCGCAAGAAAUUGCCCUACAUUGAAGAGAAGGUGGCAGAAACUAGCGAAAGAAGAUCAUCUAAAGAAGAAAGCAGCGACAGCAGCAAGGAUAGUUCAUUGCAAAGCGACACCAGCGUGGACAGCGAAGAUUCAUUUGCAUCUGUGAUUUACGUACCGAAAUCGGAGAACAUGUCGCCGAUUUUAUCGCCAGGACCAAUAUCGCCGCGAUGGAAGAACAACACCAACACGAACUUCUUCAGUUCGCUGCCCAAUUCGCCGAAAAUCAAGCAAUCGAGCUGCCCGACCAGUCCCAAGUUCAAACAGCUGCCCCUCGCACUUUAUCCCCUCACGAAGCAAAUGAGCAAUCCGAAACCUGCGACCGACUUUGUAUUUAGUGAGAAGGUUGAGGGUGACUCAUCCAAGCAACCCCCGAAAAGCACAAAAAGACAAAUUGAUAAUACAUUAGCACAAAAGUACGCAGUACAACAAAUUCCGAAAUUCAAAAAAACAGUACUCAAUACUCCAUCAAUGGCGACUAGUGGCAAUCCUAUAACUAACACAACAAAUAGUAAUAGUAACAUUAAUAAUAACAAUAAUAAUAAUAAUAAUAAUAAUAAUACUAAUAAUAAUAACAGUGCUACCAGCAUAAAUAGUAAUAACGUUAAUAGUUCAGAAAUACCUACCAUACAGACUGUUAGUGCGAGUCCUGAACCGAAAGAGUCUCCUGUGGAUUCCAGAAACGAGCGCCUUAAAAAAAUUAGAGAAAUUUUAUCCAAGAAUCCAGAGUUUGGCUCGAAGGCAAAAGACAAAACAUUCCCAAUAGUUAGAAGAAGUUCAAUAGCGAAUGGGAAAGUAGAAGCAGUCGCUAAACCCUUACCCAAGCUCAUGAACAUAGAAUUGUUCAAUCCCGCCGUAGAUGAUUUAGAUAGCGAUUCCAGUUGUAUAUCAUCUCCAGAUUCACUAUCUGAUAAUUAUAGUUUCAUGGGGAUAAAUUGUGACAAACAAUCAGUUGGCCUUCCAGAGAAUUAUGCAAUUUAUGACCCUAGUUAUCCCAUUAAAAAGACUUUAUUAGAAGCAGCUGCAGAUGUAGCGAAUUCAUUGGACCAAACUGUACAAAAAGUUAUUAAGUUCAGCCCUAAGGCUAAGCGAAAAGUAGAAACUAACGAAGUAUUAUCGAUCCUACAUAGAAAGUACGUAGACAACGAAUUGUUAUCAGACAAUUUCAAUUGGCCCGACAAUUGGAACGAGGAAUGUCAUAAGCACUUGACCGAUUUCGCCGAACAAAUUAGUGAGAAGCUCUUAAAGCAAAUCGACCAUUAUCAAGAGAAAAAGGAAUCGAACGAUGAGAUCGACUACAAUGACCCCUAUAUAGUCAGGUUAUCGGAAGAACUGAACAAUUUAUCAAAGAUCAGCAGCGAGAUUCAAAAACAAAACGAAUACCUAAACAAGUUAAGCGUAAAGGACAAUUUGUCAUUCAAUGAGCAGAAACCAUGCGACCAAUGUGAUACAAAAACGGUACACCGCGGUAAUAGCUUACGAGCAACUAGAGUAGAAAAUUGUAAAUGCGAAAAUCGAAGUGAAAGUGAUAUUAAAUAUAAAAGUUCAAACAGCUGUAGUGAUACCGCUACGGGUUUAACGACUUUAAUUAGGGAAUUAGAAACGAAAAAAUGCAGCCUUGACAAUAGUAGCGAAGUUAGUACGAUAAACAACAGUGAUAAUAAUUCCGAGGAGGAACCCCUGCUGAACACAAACCGCGUCGCCAGGAAAUCCUUGACCAAACCCAACAAAUCCACCGAAUACCCAAUUGGUAAGAAAGCUUUAUCGUCUUCGUCGACGUUCAACAAGUCAACGGAUUCGUCGGACAGCUUCGAGUCGGUAAUCUCCAACAAAACUGGUCGCGAGAAGGACAGUUUCGAGGACUUCAAAUCCCAAAAAUCCUGCGACAUCAGUGUGACAAGCAACGAAGGUAGUACUGCCAGCCUUGCGAGCUGUUCCGACUGGAAGAAUUUCAAACCGUCACCGGAAAAACCGACGGAAGUGAAGAGUUCAAGGCUGCAACAGAUAAAAAAGGCUUGCACCGAUUCGCUGGAAGAGUUCGGUGAGAAGUUCAACGUGGAGGACGUGACGGAAAAGUCAAACGAUUCUCUAGAUUCGAUUCAGUCGGAGAAGGGGGGAGAGAUUACAUUCCACAGAUAUUAUCACGUUUUCAGAGAGGGCGAGUUGGAUAGUUUGAUUGAGAAAUACGUUGAAAAUUUACACAUUAUUAGUAGUUAUUAUGAUCAUUCAUCUUGGUGUAUAAUUGCAGAAAAAGUUCAGGUCUGGACGAUUUAAUCUGUUUUAUAACCAUAUUUUUCGAAAUCAAUACCUUAAUAAUUUUCUCUAUUUAUUUAUAUUGUAUAUACGUACAUAAAUAAAAUAGCUUUAUUAUGAUCGAUUAAAAA